AUGGCCCUCAAUGAGAACCCAUCGUUGGCGAACCAGUCGGCGCCGGUCAAGAAGUUUAAAUGUUUACGCUGUAAAAAGGAUACGUUCAAGUCUGCAAUAGGGCUUGCAAAACAUCAGGCUGCCCUAGGUCACCACCACGUUGCUUGUCCCGUAUGCAACAAGGAGUUUGGUACUGAAAAAGGCCGCGAUGAUCACCAGAGAUCAUCCCACAACCGACGUCCCGUAUCGAGGAGGAAGAAGGCUGUUCCUGCCUUAGUGCCUCCCGCACAAGACUCUUCGACACGGCAAGAGCAACUACAAAACAAUCAACAAGUGCUGCAGCAGGGGCAACAGCAACAAGAACAACAACAAGUAAAGUUGCUCGUCGAUCAAGGUGUAAAGAAGCCAGCUAUCGCCGUCUCCCAUACCAGCAGUACCACACUCCACGAUCACAUGGAGAAUGCUGUACCUGUUAGUGGCCCUCUGAAUGAAGUGCGACUAUACUAUAAUGGCAACUUCUUCAUGACCCUCACUCCUUCAGAGCAAGAGCUUGUAUACGCGAAUCUUCUCACAAAGUGUCACUCCUCUGUUCGUCUACAAAGGCAAGGUUAUACCAUGCCAAGUGUGGCACAAGGUGACCAGUCGAGUCCGAAGAAAGCUACUGUUGCAAGAAAAUACUUUCUGGAAACGCCUGUCUUGAAUCUGUACGGAACGAGAAGAGCCAUCGUCAUUGAUUGCGAAAUGGUUCAGGUGAGAAGAUGGCAAAGAGAAGUAGCCUUUCUGAGCGCCGUUGACUUCCUCACUGGGGAAGUUCUCAUCAACAACUACGUCCGGCCAACGGGGAAGGUAACCGACUGGACGACGAGGGUCAGCGGCAUAACGCCAGCUGCAAUGGCCGAGGCGGUAGCACGAGGGCAGGCGCUUAAUGGAUGGCAGUCCGCGCGACAGGAACUAUACAAAUACAUCGAUGCGCAAACUAUCCUCAUUGGCCACUCCCUUAAUUCCGACCUGGACGUCCUGGGGAUAUACCACUCGCGAGUUGUUGACUCGGUGAUACUAGCUAGCGAAGCUGUGUUUGGUUAUUCCGCUGCGUUUAAGCGCCUCUAUAGUCUAAAGACACUGUCCGAGGCAUUUUUGAAACUACGUAUCCAGUCGGAUCAUCAUCCCCACGUGUGCUUGGAAGACACCCUCGCGACGCGAGACGUGGUCCUGUCGUGUCUGCGGAACCCCGAUGGCCUAACAGUGUGGGCUGGAAAUGCGAAGGCCAAACAUGACGCCGAGGUAAAAGAGCGAGAAGAGAGAAAGCGCCAGAAGAAGGAGCAGAAAGCGAAGAUGGCCGCAAAGCAACAGCAGGCAACAGCGACACAGCCAUCAACAUCCCGCGGACCUCUGGGGAAUGCCUCCCAGUUGCUGGUUUUUGAGGAAUCUUCUGGUAUAGAGGCAUCCGAUGACCCUGAAACACUCCGGUGGUCAGACAUCGCAGAGGAUUGUGGAUGGCCCCAUCCUGACACAGGGUACGAUCCCUGGUCAGACUGA
Messenger RNA from Aspergillus nomiae NRRL 13137, 1515 nucleotides. RefSeq names its product putative exonuclease. Lineage: Eukaryota; Fungi; Ascomycota; Eurotiomycetes; Eurotiales; Aspergillaceae. The transcript has 2 exons. Bases 1 to 1515 code for a protein of 504 amino acids. Gene Ontology annotation, molecular function: exonuclease activity; nucleic acid binding. Gene Ontology annotation, cellular component: nucleus. The record is from RefSeq and is a predicted model, not a curated record. Gene Ontology annotation, biological process: rRNA processing; ribosomal large subunit assembly.